AUGCAGAACCUCUUCCUUUCUCUCCUGGCGGCCGCCGUGACCGUCCACGCCUACGGUUCUGGUGGCAGCAACUGGGAUCAAGCCUACUCUCGCGCCAAAGAUGCCCUGCAGAAGCUCAGCCAGACCGAAAAGGUCGGGCUGGUGACCGGAGUCAAAUGGAUGGGCGGCCCUUGUGUGGGCAACACAUACAAGCCCGAGUCGAUCGACUACCCUUCCUUGUGUUUGCAGGACUCGCCGCUAGGUAUCCGCUUCGCAAACCCCGUGACGGCCUUCCCGGCGGGUAUCAAUGCCGGUGCGACCUGGGAUACGCAGCUGCUGUAUGCGCGGGGAGCAGCAAUGGGCGCUGAGGCGAAGGGACUAGGUGUUCAUGUGCAGCUUGGUCCCGUGGCUGGACCUUUGGGGAAGAAUCCGAAUGGUGGCAGAAAUUGGGAGGGAUUCUCGGUUGAUCCUUACCUGAGCGGUGUAGCUAUGGAGAAGACAAUCAGAGGAAUGCAGGACUCGGGUGUGCAGGCUUGCGCCAAGCACUGGCUGGGAAACGAGCAGGAGCACUACCGCGAUACGAUCAGCUCGAAUAUCGGCGACCGCGCGGCACACGAGCUGUACGUGUGGCCGUUCAUGGACGCGGUCAAGGCCGACGUCGCGUCGGUGAUGUGCUCGUACAACAAGGUCAACGGCACCUGGGCGUGCGAGAGUGAUGCGAUCAACAACAAGCUCAUGAAGGAGGAGCUCGGCUUCCCUGGGUACAUCAUGAGCGACUGGAAUGCGCAGCACAGCACCGUCAACAGCGCGGUGUCCGGAUUGGACAUGACCAUGCCGGGGAGUGACUUCAGCAAUCCACCCGGCAGUAUCUUCUGGGGAUCGAAUCUGGAGGCUGCCGUCGCCGACGGUUCUGUCCCGCAAUCUCGCCUCGACGACAUGGUCACUCGUAUUCUGGCAGCGUGGUACCUCGUUGGCCAGGACAAGGGGUAUCCUCCUGUGGCCUUCAGUUCAUGGAACGGCGGCAAGGCCAACGUCGACGUGACAGCCGACCACGGCACCGUCGCCCGUGCCGUCGCGCGCGACUCCAUCGUUCUGCUCAAGAACGACCAGCGCACCCUACCCCUGCGCAAGCCCAAGAGCCUGGCGAUCGUCGGCCUCGACGCCAUCGUCAACCCUGCUGGACCCAACGCCUGCUCUGACCGCGGCUGCAACAACGGCACGCUCGCAAUGGGCUGGGGAAGUGGAACCGCCGAGUUUCCCUACCUCGUCGGACCCCUGGACGCGAUUCAGAAGCGCGCUGCAGCCGACGGCACCAAGAUCGUCCCCAGCACCACCGACGACCCCACCGCCGGAGCGUCCGCAGCUGCCGCUGCCGAAACAGCCAUCGUCUUCAUCAACUCCGACUCGGGCGAAGGCUACAUCACCGUCGAGGGUAACCUUGGCGACCGCAACAACCUGGACCCCUGGCACAAUGGCAACGAGCUAGUCAAGGCCGUCGCAGCCGCCAGCAAGAACGUCAUCGUCGUCGUCCACAGCGUUGGCCCCAUCAUCCUCGAGACCAUCCUGGCGCAACCCAGCGUCAAGGCGAUCGUCUGGGCCGGCCUUCCCGGCCAAGAAAGCGGUAAUGCCCUCGUGGACGUGAUCUACGGCGACACGGCCCCCAGCGGAAAGCUGCCCUACACGAUUGCCAAGCAGGCAGCCGACUACGGCGCCAGCUGGAUCAACGCCGAGACGGACGACUUCACCGAGGGCCUGUACAUCGACUACCGCCAUUUCGAUGCAAAGGGGAUUGCUCCGCGGUACGAGUUCGGGUAUGGCUUGUCCUACACCACUUUUAAGUACAGCGGUCUCUGGGUGAACGUGUACACGAGCGCCGGUGCGGCCAACGGAAAAGUUGUCCCCGGCGGUCCUGCCGACCUGUUCGAGGUGGUCGGUCAAGUUUCCGUCUUCGUGAGAAAUAAUGGUCGGGUGGCGGGUGCCGAGGUGGCGCAGCUGUACAUUGGACUUCCUGACUCGGCGCCUGCAACGCCCCCAAAGCAGCUGCGUGGAUUCCAGAAGAUGAUGCUCCAGCCUGGCCAGAUGGGGCGGGCGACGUUUGAGCUGACCCGUCGGGACCUGAGCUACUGGGAUGUGCAGCAGCAGAAGUGGGUGGUACCCAGUGGAACGUUCAAGGUGUAUGUUGGUAGUUCAAGCAGGGAUAUCCGGGAGGAGGGCUCUUUCAGGGUCCGUCGCGGAUGGUGA
Molecule: messenger RNA, 2220 nt
Organism: Aspergillus fischeri NRRL 181
Lineage: Eukaryota; Fungi; Ascomycota; Eurotiomycetes; Eurotiales; Aspergillaceae
Product: beta-glucosidase
Exons: 3
Coding region: 1-2220 (739 amino acids)
Biological process (GO): glucan catabolic process
Molecular function (GO): beta-glucosidase activity
Source: RefSeq, a predicted model, not a curated record